CAAACACCACGACUGACCCCAGCUGUGAGGUCGGGGCUCUGGGUGACACGAGACACCUUUCCAGCUAACUUAGUCAAUAGAUUUUGAGCUCCAACUGCCUCUCAUCGACAGCUGUUUCAUGGGAACCCAGGAGGGAGAAAGAGAUUGGGUAGAUGUGGCAAAUGAUCUACUCAGCAAGUAUCCCAUCAAGCUCAGGCUGAGGAAGCUGACGGACUGUGAUGCAAAUGUCUUCACUGCUCUUUAUGAAAACAUCUUGGGGGAGAAAGUUCCAGAUUACAUUGCAGUGCCAUGCAGUCAAGAGGAUAACGUCCAUAACGUUCAGUCUGUGAUUGAUUCCCUCUCCCUGGAUUACCUUCAGAUCAGUCUCUCACACAUUACAGGAGAAAAUGUGGUCAGGGGCGACAAAGAGUCUAUUACUAACCUCCUGGAAAUCUUCGAUGGCCUCCUGGAAUAUCUCAAGGAGGAGAUAAGCGAGGAGUCACAGAACGAGGAAGAACUGAAUGACGGCGUCAAUGUGGAUGUGCCCGAUGAAACCCAGAAGUCCACAAGGCGCAAUGCCACACGGCAGAAGGAGACCAAACGGGACAGAGAAUCGUUGUCAUCCAGUGGAGUGUCCGCUGUCCAUUCCAGUAAAGAUUCCCUCCAUACCUGGAAUGCUGAGGAGAUCGGAUCAGCUAGUGAGCUCAUUGGGCUGGGAGUCUCAGCACGCACCUUCACAGGAAAACUAGAAGAUGCAGUCCCCGCCUCUGGUCCUCUGGACACCCAGGAUGCUCCACUGGCUGAACUGCUGCCCUCAGCCAUCGCUCUGCAGCCCCCCUCUCAGAGCAACGGGCCCACUGACCCACACUCGCCAACAGCUGCUGGCUUCAGCCAAAGGUCGGCAGAGGACGCAGCCGCUCCCGUCACUACAGAGACCUCUAAACCGCCAGCUGUGACAGUUGUUACUAACGGACUACAGUCUCCUCUCCAUUCUCCAGAUGCGAGGGAGAAGUCUUUAUCUGGUCCGCAAAGAGCCGGGAAAGAAUUAGCGGGGGAGACACGAGCGCCGACCAAUGGGGGUCCCAGUAGGGUUUUAUUCCACACCAAGCCAGAUGUGCUCUUCCUCACCCCGCAGGAUGAGAGGACAGUCACAAUCCCUUCUCCGCCAGACACUGAGGAGGAGGAGGAGGAGCAAGAUGAGGAGUAUCUAAAACAACCGGACAGCAGGGUAGAUCACAGAGAUGGGACAGGCCUCAGUAGCAGGUUGGAUGAUCCUCUGUUGUAUCGCAGACAGAGGAACAAGAGAGCAGAAGAGGAGCUGCAUCACAUAUCUGAAAACCUUUCCUUUCGACUUGAGGAACUCGAUCAGAUGCUCAAACAAGUUCUGGGGGGAAGUGGAGAGUCCAGCGAAGUCAGAGAAGAGGACCAGCAGUCCCACCACAGUGACAGCAUCAUGGAGUGUGGCAGGACUCCCAGGCAACACACAGUUUCAGGAGCAACUGAGGGUGAACCCACCCACCGGACACGCUCUUUAUCCCCCUCUCCUCCACGGGUCCGUCGAUCCCCGCACGGACAGUUAAAAGAUGCAAUGGCAGAGGCCUUGAGUGAUGGGAGACAAACCAACAUGGCAGCUUCUGACCUUUCAAAGCGAGGAGAGCUACAGCACAGACUGUCUCACAGAAAACAUAGCAAGUAUGUGGAGAAUGAGGCCUAUGAAGAAGAGUUAAAAAGAUAUGAAGACAAAGAACGGGCCGAUCUAGACCAGGCACGCCUCAAAGCUCAACAAGCCGAGCGACAGUACAGAGAGGCCUUACUGGGCGAUGUUUCCGAAGCUCCCCGACUGUCCCCAGCACGAACGAAGGCCCAGCAUAGUUCACAACGCACCAUAGAAACCACACCAGGACGGAGACGACAGGAGACCCCCAGGAAAGCUCCUUCAUUGAAGGUGAAGGAGAAUGACCUCCUUCCUGUGCUCCUUGAGGAGCUGCCCCACCUUCACAUCUCCCCCCACGCCCUGGGCCGGAUGUGGGAGCAGCAGAUGCAGCAGGUGGACCGGCUCCACGCCCUGACGUCCCCUCACAGCCAGCGGCGCGGCAAACUCUCCAGCCAGGUGAAGGAAGCCCAGAGGAAACAUGACCUGCUGGUGGAGAUCGUCCGUAAAGAUAAGAACCACAACAGGCGCCUGAGGGAUUUCAAAGAGCGUAUCCAGCAGCAGAAGUCGACCCAGAACCGACUGAAGGAACAGAGGCAGCAGAUGGCCCGGGCCAAGAAGUACCACAGCGACUACCACGUCCAGCACCGGGCCCGCCUGAUGAGGGCUCGCACCAAGGAGGAGAAGAUGUUCCGUCAGCUGUUCGAGGAGGGGCUGGAGCUCCAGAAGGUCCAGUUGAGGGAGCAGAAAGCCUACGCUAAGGAGCAGCGGCUGGAGCAUCAGAGACGGCACCAGGACCAGAUCAAGUCCAUGGAGAACUACUACAAAGACCAAUUUUCACUACUUGCUGAAAAACUUUCCCAAGAGCGGCAGGACAUCCAGGUUCGGAAAAAAGCUCAAGAAAAGGCUCUGCUGAAGAUGAAGCGAGAGCUGCGGUCCAGGAUGGAGCGGGAAAUCGGUGAACUGCAGGACAUCAUCAUCCAGAAUGACGAGGACGACCACUUCCAGGAUCUGGAGGUCCAGACGCUGCGCGGCCGGGUCCAGGUGGCGUCCUUCCAGCACAACACCAGCUACCUGCACUGACCGGGAGGCGCGGGGCUGUUUUAAGCUCCGCUCGAUCGGGGCUGGAUUCGUAGGAACACGCUGCGAAAGACUUUGUUUCUGCUCCUCACCACCGAGGGUACGACACUCUGAACAUCCACCCUCAGAGAUUUGCACAAAAUAGGAAAUUAAGAACUUCUAGAAGUCCUGGUGGUUCUGAAUGAACUGAACACACUCCACAACAUGUAGCGUUUGGCUCAUUUAGCCGAGUUGCUCUCACCUCAGCUGCUCUACGGGAACUUAACGACAUCUUGGACUUCUUCCAUGGGUUUUAACACUUCUACUUGAUAUCUGAGAUUGUUCUGAAACGGCUCCCCCACUGCAGUCUGUUCUGAUUCUGUAGCAAACAACUAGACAUGGUCUUCCUCUUGCCAAACGGGGACCAGCGAUGCAAAGUCAACGAGCAUGAAUGUCCCACUGAGGUAUUUUUAACUUCUCUACCCUCCUCCCUCUCACAUGCGAUGGCUUCCUUUUGGGAUUUAACCAUGCGAGUGGAUUAUUUAUUUUAAAGCUUUACUGUUGUUUGGUUUUUAAUUAAUCUCGUGUUGUGCUGUCCGAUCACCAGGGGCGAUGAUAAUCAAGUCUUUCAUGACUUCUCCUUUUCCUCAGAUUGUUUUCACUGUCAGAACCAAUCCUCUAGUUGUUUUUAACUAUUGCAAAGGGUGGCACUGUUAAAACACUGUCCACUAAUAUUGUAUUUAAUGAGCACCCAAACACCCUUUCAUUAUCAUCCAUUAAAUGUGUGGGAUUGUAAACUCCACUGGCUCACA
Pseudoliparis swirei is the source of this 3501-nucleotide messenger RNA. Its product is annotated as centrosomal protein of 95 kDa-like. The transcript has 21 exons. Gene Ontology annotation, cellular component: centrosome; spindle pole. NCBI's taxonomy places the organism in Eukaryota, Metazoa, Chordata, Actinopteri, Perciformes, Liparidae. The record is from RefSeq and is a predicted model, not a curated record. Bases 119 to 2713 code for a protein of 864 amino acids. Gene Ontology annotation, molecular function: protein binding.